CACGAUUUAAUUCAAGAACCGUACGCCGCGAAUUCCACAGUCUCCAAUAUCAUACGCUGACCUAACCUAAGUCUCAUCAUGGCGACGUCAAAGCCUAGACGUGGUCAUGAAGUCGAGUCACUCCACAACGCAGCUUCGACAGAAGCGCAUGCCGAACCUCAUGGCGUCCUACGACUCCCAAACGAGCUUUUGGACGCAGUUGUAGUUUAUUUAGACCAACCCUCUCUCUGCGCACUUGUCUUGACCUGCAAGUUGACAAAACGAUCAGCCACGGAAGCUCUGUAUACGGCUUACAUCAAUCGCGACGCUCCGUCAAAGGCACCUUUUCACUUGUCUUUGCGCACUCUGUGCGAGAGCUCUGAACUCUGUGCCAUGGUCAAAGAAAUGGAUAUCCGAGGUUGGCGAUCCGAGUUUGAAGUCGCGACCGGUCUUCCAUGGUCAGGCGUCACCAAGACCAAAGAAGGAGACAAGGUUCGAUCAAGCCGCACUGGACCCGUUUUUGUGUCAACAAGUGUCUCAUCGACUACCAAAGAGAGACCACUUAAGUUGUUCGAGAACACCGCUAUGAAGAUUGGUCUUCUAUCAGUGCACAAUACUCUUCCAGUCAAGCCGCUGAAGAAGACCGUUGUUGUAGGGUCGACACUCGAGAAGGACGAGGACUUCUUACGCCUAUUGAGGCAUGGCGUCGAGGACGCACAGGUCAUACUGAUGCUUGCCUUACUACCUGGUCUUAAGCGGCUUCACAUUGAUGGCAUGUCCAUCUAUCCAACCCUCGAUUGGCAUCACUGUCUGCGAAAUUCCGAUACCGCGCUCCGAGCUCUCCGGGAAUUGGACUUACGGGGCAAUUCGUCUUCCUGCGGAUGCGUAACUCAUUGUACGACUAUGAGCUUCUUGGAACAUGUUCCAAAUCUUGAGCGCUUACACGUCUCCCAUAUCGACGUCAAGGACUCCCGCCAGGUGAAGGAACUGAUGUCGAACAAGAUGCUUCAAGGUUUUGUUGCGACAGAUUGCCGAAUCGAUCUUCAGAUGCUCCAAAACAUGCUCUCUGGUCACAAGCUUGUAGAGUUUCGAUACAGGCCAGGUCUUGGAGAAUUUACUGCAGAUGAUGUAAACGAUUUUACUGAAGAUCACAUUGUUGACCGUCUACGAGACUCAAUGAGAUCCCUACGGAAGCUCACUCUAUGGGCGACCCGACCGAGUCAAGCUUCGCGCCUCUCACAAUUCGACAGACUUGAAACUCUGGAGAUGCCGUUCCAUCAUGGAUUCCUGAAUGAAGCAACCGGACAAGAUUCGCACAGUAUUGCCAAGCUACUCCAAAAGCGUAUCUCAAGGACCUUGUCAAGCUUGACUCUUCGCUUUGUCACCCCUUCAACGACGGUUCCAGAGACCAUGAAAGUCCUCAGGGAUCUCAAGCUCCAGGGCCGUUUUCCGGAGCUGAAGAUCAUCCGACUGAACUUCUGCCGUUACUCCAGAGACCCAUGGUUUCCUCCGGUACCCUACGACAACCUCGAGUCAGAAGCCCUAGAGGCGUUUGGGCACAUCUUUGAAAACACAGGCUUGCAGCUUGAGCUCUCCCAGACUGAUUAGAGCGAACGGUUUCCAUACUGUACUGAUAUUGCCGUGUGACUAGAAUUCUGCUUGAUGGGUUCUUGUGAGCGAGUGAGUCAUGCACUCGAGUCACUGGAAAAACAGGCUCUAGGGCCUAGGCAUCUAGUUCCAACAGCACCAUUCGUGGAUCAUUCGCGCAAGGAAUAACUCUCUAUCAAAUCACGUCACCCUCUACUCA
This is a messenger RNA of Boeremia exigua, 1786 nucleotides long. RefSeq lists its product as uncharacterized. Gene Ontology annotation, molecular function: protein binding. The record is from RefSeq and is a predicted model, not a curated record. The transcript has a single exon. NCBI's taxonomy places the organism in Eukaryota, Fungi, Ascomycota, Dothideomycetes, Pleosporales, Didymellaceae. The coding region runs from base 79 to 1587 and encodes 502 amino acids.